This is a messenger RNA of Triticum aestivum (bread wheat), 629 nucleotides long. RefSeq lists its product as uncharacterized. Gene Ontology annotation, cellular component: nucleus. Gene Ontology annotation, molecular function: deSUMOylase activity. The coding region runs from base 1 to 555 and encodes 184 amino acids. NCBI's taxonomy places the organism in Eukaryota, Viridiplantae, Streptophyta, Magnoliopsida, Poales, Poaceae. The record is from RefSeq and is a predicted model, not a curated record. The transcript has 5 exons. Gene Ontology annotation, biological process: proteolysis; protein desumoylation.
AUGACGUUACAAGGACUUGACAAGCAUCUAAAAAUCGCAUGUGAUAUGCCGGAGUUUAAGAGAGGUGAUAGGUGGCAGGACCUCGAUAUUAUGAAUUGGACAGUCAUAGACAAGUUCCAAGAGCCAAUCCAAACAGAUAGCGCGUCAUGUGGAUUGUUUAUGUUAAAUUGUAUGGAGUAUUGGACUGGAGAUAUUUUGUCUGAUAAUUUCACUCAGGAGGACAUGAAAGAAUUUCGACGAAAAUUAGCUGUCAUAUUGUUGGAGACAGAACUUAAUAAGUUAAAAGGAAGUCCAAUAUAUUAUCGGACUGACAAUGAAGAAAAUGUAUCUGACAAUGAAGAAAAUGUAUCUGAUUCUGAUGUUGAGUUUCUGGAGGACCGAAAGCGUAAGCGGCAAGAUUCACAUGAUGGAGCCGAAGACAAAAGCCCCCUUCGGAACCCCAUCAUGGCCGCGGACCCGCAAGAUUUAGUUGAUGAACUAUGCAACCACAUCAUGUCAAUUAAUGAUGCUACUUCCUUGGAGAGUGGGUGCGAAGUUCUAAACCCCAUCCGAUAGGAUUAAGUCUUAGAAGGAUCCAAGGUAUACUCCGCAGGGACCAGCCGUUGGACAUUGAUUGUUUCAACAUGGCU